AUGUGUUGGUAGGUACACAACAAUGGAAGAAGAGAAUCAAGACGGCCCUUUUGCAGUUUGGCAAAUGUUUAAUGCUCCUACGAUGGUUUUAUUUAAUAAUCUAGAAGAUGCCGAGGAUGGUUUGGAUAGAUUACUCACUUCGAUUUUAAAACUUUCUGGGGAUUAUUCUGAGGUAUUAGUUCCAAGAAUUGGUUGCUCUAAAUGCCCAGACUCGUUUUAUUUUGCCUUCAAUACCUGGUUACUUGGAAGAUUGUUUUAUGUUUGUUCAGUUAAGGAAUUGCAAAGAAUACACACAAACAGCAAAGACGCUCAGCUAAAAAUACUCCAAAUAUUGUGUAUGAAUGGAGCAUCAUUCUAUGACAACUUGCAUCAAGAAUAUUAUUCAAUUUUAAAGAACCUUGUGAAAUAUUAUCAAGAAUAUGAGAAGGAUGUGAAAACUCAAGUAUUGUUAAAGAAUUUUACACCUGUUAAUGUGAAAAUUACACAAGUACAACUCAACUUGGAACCAAUAUAUGUGUGUGUUAAAGAUUUAUCUAUGUGUAGACAUUUGAUUGAUAUGGUAUUGCAAUUGUUAUCUGAAAGUAUUGCACCAAAUUUAUUAUAUUUGCAUAAAAAUAAAUCGGAGACAUUGGAUAUGUUCAAACAAGUUAUAAGUAUAUUAGAAAGCUAUAGUGCAGACUUAAAAUUAAUUUGCAUACAAUUUUUCAUUACUUUAUUUUCCAAAAUAAAAGAUGUGUCAAUUGUUGUCUUUCACAAAGAGUUCCAGGAAAUUCAGAGUCAAUUUUUACAUUUAUUAGAAGCAUUUGUUCAAAGCAUAAAUAUUUUGUAUAAGAAAGCUGAAAUUGAUGAUUUGUAUCUAACAAAGUUUAAUACUCAAAUAUUAUUAUUAAUAAAGACAAUAAAGAAUGAGGAAGGUUCAGACCAUGAAGAGCUUUUACAAAACAUAUGUGAAAUAAUUCUAGACAAAACUAGCAGUAAAUAUUUUUCAAUGGAUGUCAAAAUGUUAUGUUUGUCUUUGAGUAAAAAAUUUAAAUAUUCAAAGGAUAUACUGGAAUUAAAAAACAGAGAUGCUCAGGAAAUUGGUGAAUUGUCAGAAUAUUAUUGCAAAGAAAUACUAACACAUAUUUCAAUUGAAGAUUUAGUUAUGAAAACAGUUAAAAAGAGUAUUGCAGAAAACUGGUACUACAAUCAAAUUAUAAGUGUAGUGAAUUCUAUCAAAUCUUGUGAAGAUGUUAUGGAUGUUUUUCUAAUAACUCAUCAUUUCCAAAGAUGUCGAGCUGCCUUAAUUGUACUACAAUGUACAAAUAUUGAAUAUAGGAAAGAAAAAUCUGAUGCUCAGUGCAUUGAAUUGUUAGAUAAACCAAAUGCUAAAUGUAUUUUGAUAACAUUACAAAAAUUAAUCAAAUUACACCUGAGAUUAGUUUUAAAUGAUAUGAAUGUUAUUCAAUUAAUAAUGGACAUCACUAUGAACACAAUUCUCUUGACCGAGUCAUUUAUAAAGGAAGAUAUGAAUAUAAUUCUACAAAUAUUAUGUUUGCAGACUAAUGUACAAUUCUCAGCCCACAAUUUAUCUUUUAACGAUAAUGUUAAAGCUGUGAUACUGAAAUAUUUAUUAAUACAUAAAAUUUAUUUGAAGAGCACAGUAAAUGAAACAUGGAAUAAUAUAACAAAUACUCUAUUCAGUUCAUUACUUAUGAACAAGUCUCUAUAUGUGACAAUCAUAGAACUAUCACCUCUGAUACUAGCAACUAAAAUGAUCUCAACAAGUAAAUUAAUUGGGGAUAUUCUAAUGCCUGCGUUCCUCACAAAAGAUGUAGAAAUUCAAAGAGCUAUAACUGAUAUUUUGCCAGCUAUUGUUUGCAUGUCUUUAUCAAGUAACUGUAUUAUUGUGAACAAUGCUAAUUUUGGACACCAAAUUAUUUUAAGUGAUCAGAUUAACAUUAGCCUCAUAUGCUAUCAAUGUCAUUGUAAGAAAAUAAACUAUGAAAAUAGUGAAGGAUUUUUAAAAUCAAUUAGAAAUAAAUAUAUAGAAUUUUAUUCAGAAAGCAAUUCAAAUGCUAUGAAUAACAAAUCCAUGAUAAAUGGCCUGAAGAGUUUGUUUGGAAAGUUUCUCAACUAUCAGCAAUAUUCAGAUUUAGAUGUAUCAAAAUACUGGAACCUUGUUGGUCAAAUGAGUAAUCAUUUCUUUGUUUUUGACUAUGGAGUCUCUAAGAAUGUGAUUACUGAACAAAACAGCAAAUAUGUAUUAAAAGCUGUGAAACCGUUUAUUGAAAACUCAGAUGAGAAUGAAGACUCUACUGUCACAGCCACUAAAGAAACUGUAUUUGAUAUGUGUAUAAACUUACUCUUGAAAUCUACACAACAAUGUUUGGAAAAUAAUGAUUUCAAUCAACAGACCCAAACUUUAGACUGCAUUAAAGAUUUUGGCAUGAUUCAGAAUAACAAAGUUAUACUCCCUGUAACAAAACUUCUAGUUUAUUUUAUUAUGCAUCCUCAAUGUUCUCUUGCCCCAAAAGCCGUAGUUUAUCUUCGAGAUGUUUGUGAAUGUCAAGGGCUAACUCCCAAUCAAGCUUACCAUCGAUACAAAAAGGAUUACUGUCGACUUUUCGUUGCUUGUAGUCUUAACAAUGGCAAAGAUUUUGCAAUUGCUCUCUUAAAAGUUGUCAGAGCCUUCGGAUUUGUUGGAUAUAGAGAUUUUAUUUCGAAGGAUGUUCAUCAUUUCUUACCUUAUUUGAUGCCCUAUUGUGUAACCGUUAAAGAAGUUCCACUUAUGAUAGAGGAAAUUGCAUCAUUGGUCCAGUGUUCGGUAUCUGACUUCCUUGCAGAGAGAUUCCCGCAUAUUUAUGUGCAUGUUUAUUUAACGGAGAAUAACGACGUGUCUAGAAAAUGCUACGAUAUUAUAGAGAAAUUGACGAAAACAUCAAUAUUAAAUUUGAUCAAACGUCAUUUCAGAGUGAUCCUUACAGAAUUUCUUUUACAAUAUUGUUGCAGCCCAGAGAAAGUUUUAAAUGCGUGCAGAUACUUAGCUUGUCACGAUCCUGAUGUUUCUUCUUCACAAGGAAGUAUGAGUAUGAGUACAAGUCAAAUAGCAGACUUCUUGAAUCCCAAAUUUCUUGGAGUCCUAGCCUACUUCGAUCAUAAAUUGGUUAAUACGAAAGUAGCACUGUCUGUUAAACGUAAAGCUUUAAAAAGUUUCCCAGAUAUGAUGCAGUUGAUGGGUGUGAAAUAUUUAACACCUCUUCGUUUUAAAGUAUUGGCCACAUUGAGAUCUGCUUUACCCCUUGCUAAGGAAUUUCCGAAAAUCCUUGCGGAAGCCUGGAGUGCCUUUAUACAUAAUAUUGAUAAUAUAUCUCUAGGCCCAUUAUUGCCUAAUCUAGCCGUUUCGUUACUUCAACAAGUCCAAUAUGCACCGCAAGAAAUAAAUAAAAUAUUUUAUUACCUUGUGCUAAAUAACGAAAACUUGUUGAGUUCCCACAUAUCCGAAUUAUUUUUCGUUGAAAAUUCAAAAAUAUCAGAAAAGGUUAAAAUGGUAAUAAAGAGACAUGUAAAGCGAACUCAGCCUGAUGCUUUUUUGGACAAAAUCCGAUGGUACUUACAGCAUCUGAACCAAGAUAUUCCAAUAAUAAAGGCAUAUUCAUUUUCUCAAUUGGAUAAGUUGUUAAAAGCAAAUAGAUCUGAGUUGCACAAGGCAAUUUUUGGUGGUAAAAACAUCGAUCCCGUAAUAGUAGAACUGAUUGAUUGUCUGCUAAUUGGUUGCAAAGACUCGAACAUAGAAGUGAGUUCAUCAAGUGGGGCGUGUUUGGGCCAACUCGGUGCGAUAGAAGCAGGCCAUCUUCCGAGGCAAUAUGUCCAACCGGAUAGAUCGCCGUUUGCGUUCUCUAUCAGCGAUAACUGCUUCGCUGCAACUGCUCUUAUGGAACUAACUAGAGCUUUCCAGUAUGAGAAGGAUACUAUGAAUAUGGACUGCUAUGCAUUAACUAUUCAAGAGAUUUUGAAAAUAUACGACAUUUCACCGACUGGAACAAAGAAAGAAGUAUGGAAUAGUUUUCCUGAAAAUAUGCAUCAGAUAAUGUAUCCUUUGCUGAGUUCAAGAUAUACAUUGGCCUAUCCGUCACAACCGAAGAAAUCGCAUCCACUGUUUGGAUCCGUUUAUGCAACAACAUUUUUGGAAUGGGCUCAUAAUUGGGCUGGUCAAUUGAUUCCUCUCAUAGAAUCCGACAGUAUCCGAGAAUUGCUAAGAACAGUUCAUCCAAGCAUGCGUCGUGACGUCAGAACAUUAUUUUUGUUCCUACCCUACGUUUUGUUACACGCUGUCAUGUCGAAGAACAACGUGCAAUACAUACAGGAGGAGAUGUUGGCUGUUAUUGAUACAAGUGUAGAUAACUAUGAAAAUGAUGUGGCAGUUAUUAGUGAAAGAUCAAAAUAUAAAAUGUUAAGACACAUCAGAAUGACACCUAAUAUUAGUUCUAUACAGACUGAAGAAGGAAAUCAGAGUAAAUGUAGCAAGACCGUGUAUACCUUAUUAGACUUUUUAAACAGAUGGCUCUUGGAAUGGAUGCAUUCUAAGCAAAGACCUCUAGAGAAUGAAAACUACAAGGCGAUAUUAAAGUUUACACAAAAGUUCGAUAAACUAGCGAUAGCCAGAGGAAACUUUGCAUGUGGUGAUUUGGAGAGAGCUCUACAAUACCUUGAGCUGUAUAUGGACGAAGACAAAGCAAGGGUUCAAGGUCAAUUGCCUUUCUUGGCCGAAAUAUAUGCACUGCUUGAUGAACCGGAUUCGGUUGCUGGUAUUUUAUCAAUAAAACGGUCUGAGCCAUCUCUAAAAGAACUAAUUCUUACCCAAGUUGUGACUGGACGAUUACAGGACGCAGCGUUGUGUUACGAACGGUUAGCGCAAGAAGGUCAAUUGGAUAAACAUAGCUUGCAGGGUAUGAUAGACUGUUAUCUAGGUUUGGACCAACCGUUCACGGCGUAUCGUUUAUUAAGUGAACAGGAAAUAGAUGAUACUAUGAAGGAAUUGUCCGCUGAGCCACUGUGGAGAUUGGGUCGGUUUGAACAACUUGAUGAAUUGGUUAAUAAGCCGGUUCCCCCAUCUCGAGAAAACUGGGGUCUCCUAAUGGGUAGAAUAUUACUAGCAUACCGAAAGCAAGAUCACGAUAUCUUCAAAGAAUCAUGUUCAGACGCUAUGAAUCGACUUCUGCAACAAAUGGACGGAGAGACUCGUGGUGAGAGUGCGUUGCGAAGUGGGUACCAGAGUGUAUUGGGUUUGCAUAUUAUAUCGGAGGCUGGACAUGCUGAGGAAACUUUAAGAAAGCUCAAAUCCUUGCAUGAUGGUGAUCGUCAAAGUGAAGAAAUUAUCAGUCAAUUGCUAAGUGAAUGGCGACAAAGGCUCUCAGUGGUUCAAUCUGAUGUUAGAACUGUAGAACCGUUACUGCGGCUUAGGCGAAUAUUGUUGCAACAGACACAGGAAUUAUUAGAGCCAACGCAUCCUUCAACGAGCAGUAAAUUGCGAUCGUGCAUCGGCGAUCUAUGGUUACAAAGUGCGAAACAAGCCAGAAAAGCGGGUAUUUUCCAACAGUCGUACAUGUACAUAUUAAACGCGGAAGAAUAUCAACCAGAGCAGUUAUUUAUAGAAAAAGCGAAAAUGUACUGGGCUCGAGGGCAACAGGAACAUGCCUUUACUACACUUAGAAGGGGAUUGGAUGAUGCAUAUCCACAAUUGGAAACUCUUAACCAAGAACAGAGAAAAAUAUGUGCAAAAGCAAAAUUAUUAAUCGCCAAAUAUAAUGAUGAAACAACUAAUGUGGAUGUCGACGUCAAUAUCGGUUAUUACAAAGAAGCAGUUGAUGUUUUUAAACAAUGGGAGAAAAGUUUGGUAUGUCUAGGUUCUUAUUACGAGAAAGUAAGUAGUGGGGAGGUAGCCAGCGAUAGUGGCGCUAUGUGGACCCGACGUAUAUACGCGCUCAAUAGCUAUGGGAAAGCGUUACAGUAUGGACAUAAGUACUUAUACCAGAGCAUGCCGAGGAUGUUGUCUAUAUGGUUAGAUGUAGAAGUGUCAUCCUCAGAUACGAGCAUACAUUCCGUACUUGCGCAAAUGACAGAAAUUAUAAAGACUUACUCAGAAAGGCUACCAAUUUACCUAUAUUUGACUGCUUUCUCGCAAAUUGUGUCCAGGAUUUGUCAUCCGGUGAAAGAAGUCUAUCUUCAACUAAAAGCUAUAAUAGUAAAAUUGAUAAUGGCCUACCCUCAACACACGUUAUGGAUGAUGAUGUGCGUCAUUAAAUCCAGUUAUCCGCAACGAAUAAAGCGGUGUGCUGACGUAUUCGCGGAUCCCAGGCUAAAGGAACCACACAUGUUGAAAUUGGUGUGUGACUUCACGCAAUUGGCUGAAAAACUGAUUGAGCUCUGUAACAAACCUAUUGCUGGGUCUGGUUCUACAACAACAGUAUCUUCACUAGUCCGAACUCUACCCCGUCUCCUAGCAACGGAGAACUUCAGUCACAUCAUGAUGCCGUUCCAGGAGUUCUGUAAGAUAGUUCUGCCCUCUAAAGCGGCGAGACAAGAGCGUAUAGACUUCAACAUACCGACAGACCCGCCCGUGUAUAUAGCGGGGAUAGAGGAACAAAUACAGAUAUUACCGUCUUUGCAGAAACCUAGGAAGGUUACUUUGAAAGGUUCCGACGGCAAAUCCUACAUAAUAAUGCUAAAACCGCGCGACGAUUUGAGAAAAGACUUCCGUCUAAUGGAAUUUAAUGCAGUCGUCAAUAGAUUUCUACAAGAUGCGCCAGAGACCCGUCGUCGUAGACUUUACAUACGCACGUAUAGCGUGUUACCGUUGAAUGAAGAAUGUGGUCUUAUAGAAUGGGUGCCUAAUCUUGUUGGUUUGAGACCUGUUUUGAUGCAUAUUUACAAACAAAAAGGUAUACAUACAAGUAAUCGCGAGUUAAAAGAAAUGAUGUGCCUCAACAAAGAUCCCGUGGAGAAGAAGCGUCGUAUCUACGAGCAACAGUUGCUGCCAAGACAUCCACCGGUUUUCCAAGAGUGGUUCCGAAGAGUGUUCUCUGAUCCUUAUGGAUGGUACCAGGCACGUUCUGCUUAUAUAAGGACAACAGCAGUGAUGUCAAUGGUUGGAUACAUUUUAGGUCUCGGCGACAGACACGGCGAGAACAUAUCGUUCGAUUCCACCAACGGUGACACAGUGCACGUGGACUUCAACUGCCUGUUCAACAAGGGCGAGGCGUUCGAGUGGCCCGAGCGGGUGCCGUUCCGGCUCACGCACAACAUGGCCGCCGCUAUGGGGCCGCUCACGCACGAGGGCAUGUUCCGGAAAAGCUGCGAAGCGGUGAUGCGUGCACUGCGCGCGCAGACCGCAGCCCUGAUGUCGGUGGUGGGCCCGUUCGUGUACGACCCGCUGGUGUCGUGGGGCCGCGGCCGCAGCGCGCUGGACUGCGGCGAGCGCACCAACGAGCAGGCGCUGCACCACCUGCUGCAGAUACGGCACCGGCUCAACGGGAUGGUGAAAACGAAAAACAAACAGCUGUCACUUUCGCUCUCACCGGAAGGUCAAGUGGAGCAUCUCAUUGUGGAAGCGACGAGUGUACAUAAUCUAUGCCAGAUGUAUAUUGGAUGGGGGCCGUUCUUGUAGACUGUAAAUGUACUAUGUGAUCUUAGGUUUAAUAAAGAUUUAAUAAUUAUAUUUAAUAAAGAGAUUCUGUAAUCUCUUUUGUUAAUGCUUUAAUGUGAUCUUAGAUUUAAGUAAUAAAGAUU
This is a messenger RNA of Colias croceus (clouded yellow), 7767 nucleotides long. It is a transcript of the gene mei-41, whose product is annotated as serine/threonine-protein kinase ATR-like. Gene Ontology annotation, cellular component: nucleus. NCBI's taxonomy places the organism in Eukaryota, Metazoa, Arthropoda, Insecta, Lepidoptera, Pieridae. Gene Ontology annotation, molecular function: protein binding; protein serine/threonine kinase activity. The transcript is spliced from 31 exons. Gene Ontology annotation, biological process: DNA damage checkpoint signaling; telomere maintenance; protein phosphorylation. The record is from RefSeq and is a predicted model, not a curated record. The coding region runs from base 23 to 7645 and encodes 2540 amino acids.